Meloidogyne enterolobii is the source of this 483-nucleotide messenger RNA. Lineage: Eukaryota; Metazoa; Nematoda; Chromadorea; Rhabditida; Meloidogynidae. The record is from the annotation of a GenBank genome assembly.
UUUUUUGUGUUUUUUCCGUUUAUUUUCCUAAAUAUUUUAUGUUUAAAAUUGUCGUUGUGUUGCAGUGCUGUGUAUUUCAAUAAUUUUGAAAUUUUGUUUGUUUCUUUUUCCCAGUUUUUGUUUCUUCAUUUUUUCCAGAAUCCUCGUUUGAGUCUUCUACAUUUCCAUCCUUUCUAUCAUUUAAUGAAAAAAGCUUUCAAAUUGAUAACAGUUCUUCUGUUUCUUCGCCCUUAUCUGAGCCGUCUGCUUCAAAACAUUCUUCAUCUUCAUUUUAAAUUUUCUCUCUUUUUCAAUCUCUCUCUUGUUGAUUUUAAUUUUUUUGUUUUUGAUUUGAUUUGUUUUUCCUCUUCAUUGUUGUUGUUAUUGUUGUUUUUGUCUUCCUCUUCUUCUUCCUUAUUUGUUAAUUAUUUUAUCAUAUUUUUUGAUCCGAAAAAACAUAUGUGUGGGGGGUGGGUUAUAGUAUAUACGAUUUCUACAUUUUAA